CGCUGAUAUGAGUUACGACGCCCUGGUCGAAGCCGUCGUAGAUGGGGGAUAUCUACCCGAAUUCCUCCUACGGCGAGGCAUUCGAAGUCAGCUACAGCAGCGUAUCAACCAGAUCAAGACUACGAGCCUAGCAGAAAGCUAUGAGACCAAGAUGAAGUAUGUCGAGCUUCUACGAAGCCGACCUAUAGCGAUAGAGACUGCAACAGCCAAUGAGCAGCACUACGAAGUCGGCACUGGCGUUUUGACUGGCAUGCUUGGACCAAGAAUGAAGUACAGUUCUUGUCUGUACCCGAAAGGCACCGAGACGCUUGCCCAGGCUGAGAUCGCGAUGCUGGAAAGCUAUAUUGAGAAAGCCCAGCUGAAGGACGGCAUGCGGAUCUUUGAUCUUGGUUGCGGCUGGGGCUCUCUAUCUCUGUACCUCGCAGAGAUGCUGCCAAAGUCGAAGAUCACAGGCUUCUCCAACUCUCGCACUCAGAAGGAGCACAUUGACGCGGAAGCCAAGCGGAAAAACCUGUCGAACCUCGAAAUCGUGACGGGAGACAUUGCAACCUACGACUUCUCCGGCACUCCUCUCGAAGGGCAAUUCGACCGCGUUCUAUCGAUUGAGCUUUUCGAACACAUGAAGAACUAUGAAUUACUCCUUGCCAAGGUCUCUACUCUCCUGAAACCAAGUGGCAAACUCUUUGUCCACAUCUUCGCCAACAAGUCUUCGCCGUAUGACUUUGAGUCUGGCUGGAUGACCGACCACUUCUUCACCGGUGGCACAAUGCCUUCGGCAGACCUGCUGCACUUCUUCCAGCGCGAUCUCCGGUUAGAGAGACAGUGGUGGGUGAGCGGGAAGCAUUAUGCAAAGACGUGUGAGGACUGGUUGACCACGAUGAACGCGAAUAAAAAACAGAUAUGGCCACACCUCGAGGAAACGUAUGGGAAGCAAGAGACGGCGAAGUGGUUCUAUAGAUGGCAGGUGUUUUACUUGGCAUGUGCAGAGUUGUUUGCGUGGAACGGCGGAGAAGAGUGGGGAGUGUGCCAUUAUCUGUUCGAGAAGCCUGGGAGUCUGUAGGAGGUACCUGUCGAUGAAGAUGGAAAAAUGCAAAGACGGUGUCUAGACCGAAGCUAUUUAUCCGUCAAAAGGUGGCUGUUUCAGAAACAGCUCGCCAUUUGCG
Molecule: messenger RNA, 1163 nt
Organism: Sphaerulina musiva SO2202
Lineage: Eukaryota; Fungi; Ascomycota; Dothideomycetes; Mycosphaerellales; Mycosphaerellaceae
Product: S-adenosyl-L-methionine-dependent methyltransferase
Exons: 3
Coding region: 8-1060 (350 amino acids)
Source: RefSeq, a predicted model, not a curated record